GGGCGUCGGCUAGACGCGCGCGAUGGAGGGCGAGAGCCGGAGCCCGUGGGCCUUGGGGCUGCUGCGCACCUUCGACGCGGGCGAGUUCGCGAGCUGGGAGAAGGUGGGCUCGGGCGGCUUCGGGCAGGUGUACAAGGUGCGCCACGUCCACUGGAAGACGUGGCUCGCCAUCAAGUGCUCGCCGAGCCUGCACGUCGACGACAGGGAGCGCAUGGAACUUUUGGAAGAAGCCAAGAAGAUGGAGAUGGCCAAGUUUCGCUACAUCCUGCCGGUGUACGGCAUUUGCCGCGAGCCCGUGGGCCUGGUCAUGGAGUACAUGGAGACAGGCUCCCUGGAGAAGCUGCUGGCCUCAGAGCCGCUGCCGUGGGACCUGCGCUUCCGUAUCAUCCACGAGACCGCGGUGGGCAUGAACUUUCUGCACUGCAUGUCCCCGCCCCUCCUCCACCUGGACCUCAAGCCUGCAAACAUCCUGCUGGACGCCCACUACCACGUCAAGAUUUCCGACUUCGGGCUGGCCAAGUGCAACGGGCUGUCCCACUCGCAUGACCUCAGCAUGGACGGGCUGUUCGGCACCAUCGCCUACCUCCCUCCAGAGCGUAUCCGGGAGAAGAGCCGGCUCUUCGACACCAAGCAUGAUGUGUACAGCUUUGCCAUCGUGAUCUGGGGUGUGCUGACGCAGAAGAAACCGUUUGCAGAUGAGAAAAACAUCCUGCACAUUAUGGUGAAGGUGGUGAAGGGCCACCGCCCGGAGCUGCCGCCCAUCUGCAGACCCAGGCCGCGCGCCUGCCGGAGCCUCCUGCGCCUCAUGCAGCGGUGCUGGCACGGGGACCCCCGCGAGCGGCCCAGCUUCCAAGAAAUUACUUCUGAAACUGAGGACCUGUGUGCAAAACCCGACGACGAGGUGAAAGAGACGGCCCGAGACCCAGACGUGAGAGACGCGCCGGAGCCCGCGGGCGAGGCGCCCGUGCCCGCCCCGCCCAAGCGUGCCUCCACCCCGCCCUUCGACAACGACUGCAGCCUUUCCGAGCUGCUGUCCCAGCUGGACUCGGGCAUCUCCCAGACCCUCGAGGGCCCGGAGGAGCUCAGCCGCAGCUCCUCCGAAUCCAGACUUCCUUCGGCGAGCAGCGGCAAGAGGCUCUCGGGGGUGUCCUCGGUCGAUUCCGCCUUCUCCUCAAGGGGGUCGCUGUCCUUGUCUUUCGAGCGGGAGCCUUCAACGGGCGAUCUUGGCACCACUGACAUCCAGAAGAAGAAGCUUGUGGACGCCAUCAUGAACGGGGACACCAGCAGGCUGAUGAAGAUCCUGCAGCCUCAGGACGUCGACCUGGUCCUGGAUGGCGGCGCCAGCCUGCUGCACCUGGCCGUGGAGGCCGGGCAGGAGGACUGUGUCAAAUGGCUCCUGCUCAACAACGCCAACCCGAACCUGACCAACGGGAAGGGCUCCACCCCGCUGCACGUGGCCGUGGAGAGGAGGGCGCGGGGUGUCGUGGAGCUCCUGCUGGCCCGGAAGAUCAGUGUCAACGCCACAGACGAGGACCAGUGGACAGCCCUGCACUUCGCAGCCCAGAACGGGGACGAGGGUAGCACACGGCUGCUGCUGGAGAGGAACGCCUCCGUCCACGAGGCAGACUGCGAGGGCCGGACGCCCAUGCACGUGGCCUGCCAGCACGGCCAGGAAAGCAUCGUGCGCAUCCUGCUGCGCCGCGGCGUGGAUGUGGGCCUGCCGGGGAAGGAUGCCUGGGCACCGCUGCACUACGCCGCCUGGCAGGGCCACCUGCCCAUCGUCAAGCUGCUGGCCAAGCAGCCGGGCGUGAGCGUCAACGCCCAGACGCUGGACGGGAGAACGCCCCUGCACCUGGCCGCCCAGCGCGGGCACUACCGCGUGGCCCGCAUCCUCAUCGACCUGCGCUCAGACGUCAAUGUCUGCAACCUGCUGGCACAGACGCCCCUGCACGUGGCGGCGGAGACGGGCCACACGAGCACCGCCAGGCUGCUCCUGCACCGGGGCGCCCACAAGGAGGCUGUGACCGCGGAGGGCUGCACCGCCCUGCACCUGGCAUCCCGCAACGGGCACCUGGCGACCGUCAAGCUCCUGGUGGAGGAGAAGGCCGACGUGCUGGCCCGGGGGCCCCGCAACCAGACGGCGCUGCACCUGGCCGCCGCCAGUGGGCACUCGGAGGUGGUGGAGGAGCUGGCCAGUGCCGACGUGCUCGACCUGUCCGAUGAGCAGGGGCUCAGCGCGCUGCACCUGGCUGCCCAGGGCCGGCACACCAAGACGGUGGAGACGCUGCUCCGGCACGGGGCCCACGUCAACCUGCAGAGCCUCAAGUUCCAGGGCGGCCACAGCCCCGCCGCCACGCUCCUCCGGCGAAGCAAGACCUAGCCUGCUGCCCCCUGAGAUGGGGCCCCUGUGGGUUUCCUGUCCCAGCAUCGUGUUCUGCUGCAGGGACAGAGCGAUGCUGCACGGGUAGCCUGGGGGACACGACCGAGUGGACCGUCGAGUGGCAGGUGGCUGCUGACUCUUGCUUGGCACCCGCAUGGGCUUGGGCGUCAUGCUCCAGUUGAAGUUGGUCCGGGCGCACCUGGCUGCCUGCCCAUCAGUGUGCCCAGUGUCAGAGGGACUCUGGGUCGCAGGCAUUUCAUCACGCCCCUCUGUCUGAUGCUGGUCGCUCGGUGACAGAGCCAUAAGUCCGCCCUUCUUGAGCGGGGCCACCUGCGACUGCUCAGAGCACACUGUCGGGGAGGCGGGUGCGGGAGGAGCCGUGUCCCGUAUCUCCAUCUGCAGCGGCGGGCAAAGAAGCCUGUUAAGAAAGUUUUCGUGGGAUUCUUGUUUCGUAGAAUAUCUUUAACAGGGGAGCAGGGCCAGCUGUUGCUUUCGACCUGUUUCAAAACGUUCCUGUCGCUGGGUAGUCUAGUCGGUGAGGAGUGAGUGUCAAGUGAUCAGCUGGUUUUUAAAACACAAAACCAGUCCCCUCGCCAGCUCUUUUAUGUCCCAGUUUGUCCAUCCGCCAGUCCUCGGGGGCGUCUGCGCACAAGUAGCCGACAGCGCUGCCUGCCCUUGUUUGGAUCCUGUUGCAGAAAACCUUUGAACUCUUAGGAGUCAAAUGUGCACACGUCGUGGAGCAUCCACUUCCGCCCCACCUGGGACCCAGAGCAGUGUUGUCUGGUCAGAGCCCCAGCCGCCGCUCCUGUCAUUUUCUUCCCAGCUCAUUUUUGGUAAGGCGGUGGCUUGUGCUGGGCGAUGCUGUUCUGGGAUCUCUCAGGGGGUUUCUGACCCACUUUACAAACACUACACCGCACAGGGGCCUCAGCUUUUGGGAUGUGACCCCCGAGUCGGCUCUAGGAAGCAACCUUACAGCCUGGGACAUGGAAGCCCUGCUCCUUUGUUGUGGGAGCCAGUUUGCGGCAGGACCCAGCCCACAGGCAGACCCGCCCGUGGCCUGCUGUGUGAAACAGAGAUUGAUGUUAAUGUACCGUGUAUGUUAACGUGAGUCUGUGGGCAGGAUACAUCUUGUCUAUGACAGGAGACAUCCAGGCUGCUUAGAACUGGCUAUGUUUUAAUACGCCUGUGCUUUUAAUAUGUUAUGCUACUGUUACUUGUAGAACAUGUGGAAGGAAAAAGUUCUGUUUGAUGUCAAUAAAGCUAAGUUCUCUUCCUACUUUUUGGAA
Molecule: messenger RNA, 3666 nt
Organism: Camelus dromedarius (Arabian camel)
Lineage: Eukaryota; Metazoa; Chordata; Mammalia; Artiodactyla; Camelidae
Gene: RIPK4
Product: receptor interacting serine/threonine kinase 4
Exons: 8
Coding region: 23-2380 (785 amino acids)
Biological process (GO): protein phosphorylation
Cellular component (GO): cytoplasm
Molecular function (GO): ATP binding; protein kinase activity; protein binding
Source: RefSeq, a predicted model, not a curated record